AUGGACAGUGAUCAUUUAAAAAAUACUAGAGAAUGGAUUCAUCAAUCUGUUAAAAAUGAUAAUGAUGCAGUAUUAAAUGUAUCAACAAAUGAUAGAUCACCAUACUUUUUAUCACCACAAGAAGAAGAUGAUCAUUUAGAUUUAUUGACAAAGGAGGAACUAGCCAAUCCCAAGCAAUUGGCCAAAGCAGUUUCACUUCGAAUUCCAAGAUACGUACCCAUUCUCAAAUGGAUUAAAUCAUAUAACAAACAAGAUGCGAUUGGAGAUAUCUUGUCUGCCAUUACAGUCGCUAUUAUGCUUGUUCCUCAGGGUUUGGCUUAUGCCAUUCUCGCUGGUCUACCUCCCAUCUAUGGUCUUUAUUCUGGUUGGUUACCUCUUGUUAUUUAUUCAUUUAUGGGUUCUUGCAAACAACUUGCAGUUGGACCAGAAGCAUUAUUAUCAGUUUUAUUAGGAUCUAUUUUAGCAGGAUUUCCAGAUAGUGAAGUUGUAGAGGUAUCACAUGCAUUGGCAUUUUUGGUUGGUAUUAUUAGUUUCCUGUUUGGUAUUUUCCAAUUUGGUUUUUUGGGCUCGAUUAUUUCGCGUUGGGUAUUGAGUGGAUUCAUCAAUGCCGUCGCCUUGAUCAUUGCCAUUUCACAGUUGGAUGCGAUUAUUGGCGUCAAGUUUCAUGGACACAUGGGUCCAUACGAAAAGUUUUAUUUUGCCAUCACACACAUUGGUGAUGCCAACGUCAGGACGAUCGUCUUGUCGGUAUGUUGUGUAUUCUUUUUGUUUGCAAUGCGUUUUGUCAAGCAAGGUCUCGUCAAGAAGGGAUUUAUCAAUGCCAAGUACAUCCCCGAGAUUAUGUUGUGUGUGGUUGGGUCGAUCCUCAUCACCUUCUUUUUCGGACUCGAUGAAGGCGAGAAGGGUGUCCUCAUCGUCGGUCCAAUGGACGGCGGCUUCCCCGUCCCCCGAUUCCCACGUCUCCAAUUUGACGAGUUGCAAAAACUCCUACCACAAGCAUUCUUGAUGGUGGUGGUUGGUUUUGUCGAAGCAACUGCCGUCUCCAAGUCAUUGGCCACCAAGCACAACUACUCGAUCUCUUCGAAUCGUGAGUUGGUCGCUUUUGGCACGUGCAACAUCCUCGGUUCCAUCUUUAGAUGUUAUCCCGUCUUUUCGUCAAUUCCACGUACUUCGAUUCAGGAUAUGGCCGGCUCGCGUACUUGUCUCUCUGGUUUCUUGACAUCCAACAUUUUGCUCUUUACCUGUCUCUUUUUGACACGUCUCUUUACCUAUCUACCCAUUUGCACGAUGGCUGCCAUCAUCUUUGUCGCUGCGAUUGGCUUGCUCGAGUUGCACGAAGUUGUGUUCCUCUGGAAGACACGUUCGUGGUACGAUCUCAUCCAAUUCAUGAUUGCGCUGCUCUCGACAUUCAUCCUCGAGGUCGAGCUCGGCAUCCUCAUCUCGGUCGGUAUGUGUAUCUUCCUCGUGCUCAAGCACUCGUCCUCACCACACGUCUACUCGGUGUUGGGUCGUGUGCCCGGCACCAACCGCUUCAAAGACGUGUCCAAGUUCCCCGAGGCCGAGCCCAUCGAAGGUAUCCUCCUCGUACGUGUCGACGAAGUACUCUACUUUGCCAACAUUGGCCAGUUCAAGCAGCUCUUGUCCGAGAUUGAGCGCAUGAUGGAUAAGGCCGGCUCCGAGUCUGGUAACGGCUCCGUCCCCCUCCAGUCAAUCAUCAUCAACGUCUGCAACAUCCCCGUCGUCGACGCCUCUGCACUACUCACCCUCCAAGAAAUGGUAGAAGCCUACCACAAGCGUAACGUCAAGGUGGCAUUUGUACAAGUAAGCGAAAAGAUCAAAGAGUCAUUCAAAAAGAGCGGUCUCUACGACAUUAUCACCCCCCAGUUCAUCUUUGACUCCAACUUUGAGGCUGUCACCUUCCUCGAGCAACACAUCGAGGCCAAGCUUCCCGAGAACCAGUCGUCUGUAGAUGGCGCACCCACUAAAAAUCAUUUCGAAGACGAUGAAGAUUACAAUGAUCAAGGUGCCAUCAUCUCUGAUGGUCUAAGAAUGGAUGAUUAUUCUGAUCCAGAUUCUGAUGAUUUCAUUUCAAAAUAA
Molecule: messenger RNA, 2097 nt
Organism: Cavenderia fasciculata
Lineage: Eukaryota; Evosea; Eumycetozoa; Acytosteliales; Cavenderiaceae
Product: Sulfate transporter
Exons: 3
Coding region: 1-2097 (698 amino acids)
Biological process (GO): transmembrane transport
Cellular component (GO): membrane
Molecular function (GO): sulfate transmembrane transporter activity
Source: RefSeq, a predicted model, not a curated record